AUGCCUUUAUCUCAGGAUUUGAUUGAGACUCCAAUGCCUAUUAAUGGGAAGCCGUCUUCUGAAACUAGCAAGAAGAGGAGAACUAGAAGUUCUGUUAGUAGUAGGGGUGAUGCUACUAAAAUGGCUUCUACUAAUAACAAUGGUACUAGUUUAGUAAGUGGUAAUAGCAAUAAUCAUAAUAACGAUGGUAUUAAUAAUAGAAGUCAGGAUAUUGAUGGAACUCCAGCUAUGUUUGAUAAAACUCAAUUGACAAAAAUACUUCUUAAUUCUUUGUUUGAAUUGGGUUAUACUUCGUCAGCAAUGGCUUUACAAGAAGAGUCUGGUGGUAUACAAGUGGAAUCGACAGUUGUUCAAAAACUUUCUAACUUGAUUACCUGUGGUAAUUAUCAAGAAAUUGAUUUGGAAUUGCUUUCUCAACUUCCUUUGAAAUUUAAAUCAACGGUUUUAAAAGAUUAUGUAAAGCAAACUAAUGGUGUUGGGAACAAUGUAUUAAGAACUGCUUCCAUAAUGGAGCAUAUGGAGAGACAACUGAAGAAAAUUGAAUCAGUUUUUGAAACAAUUUUCGACAAUAUUGAUAUUCUAGCAAAGCAAGAGGAUAUAUAUUACUUAAGAAGUGUCUUGGAGAUUAUGGUUUUGGUUAACCGUCAAAUUUUCUUAGAGCUGGUAUUAAUUGAAAGGGAUUUAACAUCUGGUGUCUUAUUCUUAAGGCAUAUUUUACGUAAUUUUGCUCAGCUAUGGGAUAGAUUGCUUUCGAUGGAAAAUAAUUAUGUCAAAGAAGAAAACCAAUUCUCUCCUGAGGGUUUAUUAAAAGAGAUGUCAAUUAUAUUAACUAGCCCUGAGUCUACGGCAUCAACGUCUGCUCUAUGUCAGAGAUCUCGACACAAAGGAAGACAAAACUUAAUUGAUGAAAUUUCAGACUAUAUUAAUCCAGAUGACCUCGUGCCAAAGGGAAGAUUGAUCUCGUUACUAAAGCAAGCUGUUAAAUAUCAAAGAUCACAAAAUAUCCUGAAUAUUGUGGAUGAUGACGAUGAUGAUGAAGAGAUUGACGAUAGUGAAAUUGAUUCAGCCCAUCAGAAGACACAUAAAGUCAAUCUUUUACAAGAUCUUGCUACAAAUGUUCAACAAGUUAAAUUUAAGGAAGUAAUGACUUUGGAACAAAAUUUAGAUGAAAUCUGGUAUCUUCAAUUUUCACCUGAUGGUAACUAUUUGGCCAGUGCUUCAGCAGAUGAUAAAAAUGACAGAAAAAUUAUAAUAUACGAUGUAAGGAAUAAUUUUGAAGUCUACAAGAUAUUGGGAGGGAAUGACCAAUGUAUCCUAUAUCUCUCCUUCUCACCAGAUGGUAAAUAUAUAGUUUCCUGUCCAUUCAAUCAACUGGCUAAUAUUUAUGAUAUUCACGCUGAAGGUGAAAUGGUUGAAGUUACUGAAAAUGUAAGCGAACCAUUUGCUGCUCAGUUAAUAAAUCCUAUUGAUUCUUUCUAUAUUCCAACUAAUAAUAUUCCAGGUUCUAGUUCAGAACAUAGCAGCUCGUCAAAUUCCUCGUCAGGACCAAAUAAUAGCAGUAAUCCUCCAAGAAUCUGGUGUUGUGAUUGGUUUCACACUUCUGAUCAGAGCGGCAGAUUUGCAAUUGGGUCUCCAGAUCGUGAUGUGGUAAUCUAUGACAUGCAAAGAAAAUCGAUCAUAUUUAGAAUGCCAGGUUCAGUUUCUGUAGCAUCAUACACUGGAGAUUUCAGUGUAACACAGCCAUCGACAGAAGAAUUUCCUCGUGUUCAUGAUUUAAAGAUUUCUUAUGAUGAUAAGUAUCUAUUGUUGAUGACACAUCAUGGUAAUAUUGAUGUUUAUGACGUAAGUGAUUUCCCAAAAAUAGGUUCAUAUGAAGGUAUUGAAUUACUUUUAGAUAAAUAUGAAAUGCCAAGAAUAGGUAGAUUGGAUAUUAGAAAAAAGAUGACUUGCAUCUCAUUACCACAGAUACGUAAUAUUAAUUCACCAUUAGCACCUUUGGUACUAGUAAGUUUGCAAUCAAGUGAAUUGCAAUUGUGGAAUUUUAAAGAAAACUUUUUAAUUCAAAAGUUUUAUGGUCAGAAACAAGAACAAUUUAUUCUUAGAUCCUGUUUUGGAUAUAAUAAUCAUUUGAUUGCAAGUGGUUCUGAAGAUGGUAAGAUUUAUAUUUGGAACAGGGUAGGUGGUAACAUUGUUGGUGUAUUAGCUGGACAUGGUGCUGAAAGACAUAGUUCAAAUAGAGAUUUGAAGAAAUUUGAAAAAAAUUGUAAUGUGGUCACCUGGAGUCCCGCUGAUAAAGGGUUAUUUGCCUCUGGGGGUGAUGAUGGUUUAAUUAAGAUUUGGAGAGUGGUUAGAGAAUGA
This is a messenger RNA of Vanderwaltozyma polyspora DSM 70294, 2358 nucleotides long. It is a transcript of the gene GID7, whose product is annotated as glucose-induced degradation complex subunit GID7. Gene Ontology annotation, biological process: proteasome-mediated ubiquitin-dependent protein catabolic process. NCBI's taxonomy places the organism in Eukaryota, Fungi, Ascomycota, Saccharomycetes, Saccharomycetales, Saccharomycetaceae. Gene Ontology annotation, cellular component: GID complex. The record is from RefSeq and is a predicted model, not a curated record. Gene Ontology annotation, molecular function: protein binding. The transcript has a single exon. The coding region runs from base 1 to 2358 and encodes 785 amino acids.